GGACGGACGGAAGGCAACCCGAGAGCCAGUCUCCGGUGCCGCGCCGUGGGCGAGAUGCCGGGGCCCCCGCCGUUGCUGCUGCUGCUCCUGGCCGCUGGCAGUGCCGGGGCCGCGCCACUUCCGCAAACAGGUGCAGGUGAGCGGGCACCUGCUGCAGAAAUUUCCUCAUCUUUUGUGAUCCUGUCUGUGUGCAGUUUAAUGAUAUUAAUAGUGUUAAUUGCAAACUGUGUAUCCUGCUGUAAGGACCCAGAAAUAGACUUUAAGGAAUUUGAAGAUAAUUUUGAUGAUGAGAUUGAUUUCACACCACCAGCAGAAGAUACUCCCUCUGUUCAGUCCCCAGCAGAAGUUUUCACACUUUCAGUACCAAAUAUUUCACUACCAGCUCCAUCACAAUUCCAGCCUUCUGGAGAAGGUUUGAAGUCUCAAGUUGCCCGCCACAGUCUAAACUAUAUACAGGAAAUUGGAAAUGGCUGGUUUGGAAAGGUGCUCCUUGGAGAGAUCUACACAGGCACUAGUGUAGUGAGAGUAAUAGUGAAGGAGUUAAAAGCAAGUGCGAGCCCAAAGGAACACGAUACUUUUUUGAAAAAUGGAGAACCAUACUAUAUUCUUCAACAUCCAAAUAUUCUUCAGUGUGUUGGACAGUGUGUAGAAGCAAUCCCCUAUCUUCUGGUGUUUGAGUUCUGUGACUUGGGCGAUCUGAAGGCUUACCUGCGUGGUGGCGAGCCCGAGCCGGCGCGGGGGGACGCGCAGACCAUGCUGCUGCAGAGGCUGGCGUGCGAGAUCGCGGCGGGGCUGGCGGCCAUGCACAAGCGGCACUUCCUGCACAGUGAUUUAGCCCUGCGGAAUUGUUUUCUUACCUCGGACUUAAAUGUGAAAGUGGGAGAUUAUGGAAUAGGAUUCAGCAGGUACAAGGAGGAUUAUAUUGAAACAGAUGAUAAAAAAUUUUUCCCUCUGCGAUGGACUGCUCCAGAAUUAGUAACCAGCUUUCAAGACAGACUACUAACUGCAGAUCAAACUAAGUAUAGUAAUAUCUGGUCCCUGGGUGUGACACUUUGGGAGCUUUUUGAGAAUGCCACUCAGCCUUAUUCCAACCUUUCCAACUUAGAGGUUCUCAACCAGGUCAUUCGAGAGAGAGACACAAAACUCCCAAAGCCCCAGCUGGAGCAGCCUUACUCUGACAGAUGGUAUGAAGUCUUACAGUUCUGCUGGCUGUCACCAGACAGGAGGCCGGCGGCCGAGGACGUGCACAGACUGCUCACCUACCUGCGGAUGCAAAGCCAGAGGGACCCGGAAGUCGACUUUGAGCAGCAGUGGAACGCACUCAAGCCAAACACAAACAGCAGAGAUGCUGCAAGUAACGCCGCCUUCCCCAUCCUCGACCACUUCGCCAGGGACCGGCUUGGUCGUGAGAUGGAGGAGGUCCUCACCGUGACCGAAACCAGCCAGGGCCUGAGCUUCGAGUAUGUCUGGGAGGCAGCCAAGCACGACCCCUUCGAGGAGCGCAGCCGGGGCCCCCCAGACGAAGCCGUGUCCUACACCGGCAUCUUCUUUGCCACCGAAGCGUUUGAGAGUCCGCUCUCAGAUCCCGGGCCCGGGAAGCAAGAUGACAGUGGCCAGGACGUCCCCCUGCGGGCCCCCGGAGUAGUGCCCGUCUUUGAUGCCCACAACCUUUCUGUCGGAAGCGACUAUUACAUCCAAUUAGAAGAAAAAAGCGGUAGCAACUUGGAGCUGGAUUACCCACCUGCACUGCUCACAACGGAAAUGGAUAAUCCAGAAAGGGUCGGUGACACAGCAUCCCAGCCUCUGACCCUCAGGAAUGUCGAAUUUGAGGAGUCCAGUACAGAUGAGGAUUUCUUCCAGAACACUACAGACCCCAAGGAUGCCAGGGUACCCGAGGAUGUGCAUGUUACCAAGGGCCCCGAGAGCCCUUUCGACAGUAUAUUUAGUGAUCUUGACAAAUCAGAGGCUUUGCCCAGUCACCAAAAAAUAUUUGACUUAAUGGAACUAAAUGGAGUCCAAGCCGACUUUAAGCCGACCACCUUAAGCUCAAGUUUGGAUGACCCCAGAGAGUCAGUAAUUACAUGCCACUUGAAGAAAGAAAAGCCCCGUAAGCUUUUUGGCUGUGAGCCUCUUUGCUCAUCAGAAAACCUCGUGCACCAAGAUGGUUUCGAUCAGCUGGAUGUUGAAGAAUUGUCAGAAAACUUUUUAUUUCUUCAAGAGAAGAACUUACUGAAAGACUCCUUGUCCGGCAAAGAACAUAUAAAUGAUCUUCAAACAGAACUCAGAAAUGCUGGUUUUCCUGAAACCAUAUUAGAAAGUCCGAGUAGAAACUCUCUAGAUGCUGAGUUUAAGUUUGCUGAAAAUAAACCAGGCUCUUCUUUGCUGCAGGAAAACGUCAGUGUGCAGGGCAGAGGCCCGGGCGUGGUGCCCAAGGACGGCACUUGGGACGUGGCCUCGCCGCCUUGCCCGCAGGCGCAGGUACCUCCUACCUCGCUCGAAACAGAGGGGCCGCCUCACAGUGUCCCUCCAGGCAUGUCCCUGAAGCAGGGCGGAGCCAAGCCCAUGUGUUUGGAUGUCGGUGUCCGUGAAGACGGUAUCUGCCGAGAGGUAAACCCAGACUCCACACCCGCCCCACUGCACACACCUCCCACCGGCGACAGGUCCCAAGACCUGACUCCCCAGAGGGAGGGGGCCUUGAGACUGACCCAGAGCGACUCAGGCCUUGUCCACAGCACUUUGGCCAGUAAGGUGAGCAUAGGGAACAGCCUUCCAGAACUGAGGCAGAACUUACAAAGUCAACCACCUUUGGAAGACCACUGCCGUCAAGGCCUGCCCGAGAGAGCCUUGGAGGCCGUGGAUGCUCUGAGUCAGCUGGGCUGUAAAGAUGCUGCUACAGAGGAGCGGGGCUUGGUGUCUGCCCUCUCCUUGGACUCUGCCAGUCAGGACAGCCUUCUAGAGGACAGCUUGUCGACGCCCAUCCCGACUUCGGAGCAGUCCGUGGAGGCCCCAGGCUCCCUGGACUCGGUGGAUGUCCGUGAGGUUUUACUGGAUUCCUUAGGCCCUCACACGCCACAGAGACUCUUGCCCCCCGAUAAGCCUGCGGACAGUGGCUACGAGACGGAGAACCUGGAGUCCCCCGAGUGGACGCUGCACCCGGCCCCCGACGGUGCCAUAGCCCCCGACACAGGCUCGGCGGGCGACGGCGUUCGCGGGGGGCCACCUCCCAACCCCGUCAUCGUCGUCUCAGACGCAGCCGAUGGCCACAGGGGUGCAGAGGUCACCUCUCAGACUUCUGCCCCUGGCUGCCAGGGCUCGUACCGAGACUCCGCUUACUUCUCAGACAAUGACUCUGAGCCCGAUAAGAAGUCGGAGGGCGUCCCGGGAGCCUCAGCAUCGGCCUUGGGAGCGGACCAGCCCCUGCCUGAGCCAGGCGCCCCAGAGCAGAGUCCCAGCCCCCCGGACGGCUGCCUGGAAACCAGCAGCAGCCAGCCUGGCCAAAGGUGUCCCCUUGCUCAGCAGAACGCCAGUCACCUGGAAUCAAGAGAAGUGGCAGAACCAGCACCCGCUGGCGCUUCCAGACAGUUGCAUCCCCCCGACGAUGGUGAGGCUGGCAGCCCCUCAAGUCUGCUGAACUCGGAGCUCAGCAGCGGGGAUGACCUCGAGGCCCAGGAGGAGCCCCCCUGCACGCUGGCUUCCACUGGAACCAACACCAACGAACUCCUGGCGUUUGCAGAUGCCCCCCUCCGCUCUGGCGGCCCAGCAGCCCCGAUGGUGGAGAAGGCCUUGCGUGGCCACUCCGAGGGCCCCAAGCUGAAGGAGCCAGACGUCGAAGGGAAGUACCUGGGGAAACUCGGUGUGCCAGGGGUGCUCGACCUCACCGAGGACGGAAUCGACGCGGACGAGGAGGACGAGAACAGCGACGACUCGGACGAGGACCUGCGGGCCUUCACCCUGCACAGCCUCAGCUCCGAGUCGGAGGACGAGGUGGAGCACAUAGUGCCUGUGGUCCUCAGCCGUGAGGACGGCCGCCACCUGCGGAGCCUGCUGAAGCCCUCAGCCUCCGCGGACCAGCCGCCCGACGACUGGAAGAAAGAGAAGAAGGCGGUGACGUUUUUCGAUGACGUCACAGUCUAUCUCUUUGACCAGGAGACCCCGACCAAAGAGCUGGGCCGCUGCGGAAGAGAGGCAUGCGGGCCGGGGCUCAGCAGCCCCGCACCGUCGUCAGGCUCCCCCUACCCGAGCAGGUGCAUGAAUUCCGAAAGUUCCACUGAUGAAGAAGGUGGAGGCUUUGAAUGGGACGAUGACUUCUCCCCGGACCCUUUUAUGUCAAAGACAACGAGUCACCUCCUCCGCUCCACGCCUUCCCUUCAGACAUCCAAGUACUUCUCGCCGCCGCCGCCGCCCCGGAGCACGGAGCCCAGCUGGCCUCACGGGGCGCCCUACUCCAGGUUCUCCAUCACGCCCGCCAGCAUCGCCAGCUUCUCUCUCACGCACCUCACAGACUCGGACAUGGAGCAGGGAGGAAGCAGCGAAGACGGGGAGAAAGAUUAG
Messenger RNA from Lipotes vexillifer (Yangtze River dolphin), 4551 nucleotides. It is a transcript of the gene LMTK2, whose product is annotated as lemur tyrosine kinase 2. Gene Ontology annotation, biological process: protein phosphorylation. The record is from RefSeq and is a predicted model, not a curated record. The transcript has 14 exons. NCBI's taxonomy places the organism in Eukaryota, Metazoa, Chordata, Mammalia, Artiodactyla, Lipotidae. Gene Ontology annotation, molecular function: ATP binding; protein kinase activity. The coding region runs from base 55 to 4551 and encodes 1498 amino acids.